AGUAUCUGAGUGGGCAGCAGUUGUAAUGGACAUGUGUAAAUAUCAGCAUUGACGGUUGGUUGUGGUGAUAUCUUUUUAUUAUUGUGACUUGUGUGACUGUGUUUUGUGAUGUUGCUCGGAGUUAUGCCCGAAGAUAGCGUCCCUGGGGGACUUCUCGUACCCACCGCUAAAAGCCAGAGGGCUACGGACUUCUCUAUAGCCGCUAUCAUGGCCAGAGGUGCUUCGCCGCCGGAUAGUGUCGGCGCCAGGGAACUUCAAACCGACGAUAGACUUUCGCGCUUGAGCUCGCCAGACCUGGACGAUCGUCUCGAAGACGAUGACGUCGAAGUGGACGUCGAGGAAUGUUCGGACAGUGAAUCUACUCGAAUGAUUAAACCGAAAAUUUCAAGACAAAGUCCUGCAAUAUCCGAUUGCGGUUCCGAAGUGGCAGAUUUAGAUCGAGAAUCGCCAGAUAUAAUAUCAGAAAAAACACCACCGAAACCACCGAAAAUUCUAUGUAAUUGCGAAGAAUUAUUAAACGUAGAAUGUCAUCUAGAAACCAAAGACCUUUGGGAUAAAUUUCACGAUCUCGGAACUGAAAUGAUCAUAACAAAAACCGGGAGGAGAAUGUUUCCUACGUUAAGAGUAUCUUUCACUGGUAUUAGAACUGAUCAAAGAUACGCGGUACUGCUCGACGUAGUACCGGUCGAUAAUAAACGAUAUCGCUACGCCUACCAUCGGUCGUCGUGGUUGGUAGCGGGUAAAGCAGAUCCACCAGCUCCCAAUAGACUAUACGCACAUCCCGAUUCACCUUAUUCUGGAGAACAGCUCAGGAAACAAGUGGUUUCUUUCGAAAAAGUUAAACUUACCAAUAACGAGAUGGAUAAAAAUGGACAGAUUGUUCUCAAUUCUAUGCACAGAUACCAACCGAGGAUUCAUCUAGUGAAAUGGCGAGAGCAUUCCGGUCCUAUAAACGACCUUGAAGUCGAACAAUACAGAACUUUCAUUUUCCCCGAAACCGUUUUCACGGCGGUAACAGCAUAUCAAAAUCAGCUCAUCACGAAAUUGAAAAUCGAUUCGAAUCCAUUCGCCAAGGGUUUCAGAGAUUCGUCAAGACUUACAGAUUUUGACAGAGAACCAAUGGAUAGUCUCUUCAUGGAUCAGCAUUUCCUGCGGUCGUCGCUACGCUUGUACUCCGGCGACACACUCGAUACGGAAAAUAACAACGCGAGCUCUUUUUUUUCUGCUGCUAUGGUGGAAAAAGCUAGGGCGCAACUUCAAAUGUGGGGUCGCGCAGGUGUGGCAUACAAUUCCAACGAACUUCAAGCUUUCCUCCUCAACAGCACUCCUAAUCAACAAGUAUUUUUAGGUCAAAGACAAUCGGUACCGCUUGGUAUUCCUAGCCACCUUUGGAAUCAAGGUAGCGGCGCUUCGUGGCAAAGUCCUAUUCACAGUGGAUUACCACCAGGAUUAUUAGGACCUCCCGCUUCUCACAGACCUCAACUUACUCCUCCUCCUUCAUCUACUCCUAGUUCGUCCGGAUCUCCUUCCCCUACCUCCAUUAAUACUUCUGCUGAUUUGAGGCUACCUAAAGCAAUGUUUCCCACUGCUAUUCAUCAUAGGUUUAGUCCAUAUGCGACGAUUUCCAGACCUUUAGGGUCUUCGGUGAGUCCUCCUUCUAGGUCUAGUAAUUGAUGUUGAAUAGAAAUUUUAAAAAACUGUAUGUAAAAGUUUAUUUGUCGAUAGUUCAAAAAACUUUCAUUAAAUCAAAAAUACACAAAAUGCUAUGAUGUGAAAUCGACUGUAUAUUGUAGAUUUGAUUGAAUACAUUUUAAACUAUCGACAACGCGUUAUAAAUAAAUUUUGGUCAACCGCCAGAUAACCAAAGAGUCAUGUAAGACGUUAAAUGUAAAAAAUUCCUUUGUAAAUAUCGGACUAGUUAUUUAGAAUGUAAUUAAUUUAUUGGGAGAUCUAUAGAGUGUCUAAAGAAAUAGUACAAUCACCAAUCAUCCUCACAAUUUAAUUGUCGAUAUAAAUUUCUUUGACAAGUGACAGAUAAUGCCGCUUACUUUAAUAUUUCGAUGAAAAAUGAGAUUUUUUCCAAAAUUUUUUAUACAUAAAUGAAAUAGAUUUCAAUAAUUUUAUUUCGAGUAGGUACCGAUAAAUUCGAAUCGAUUGUAAUUUUUUUAAACAUUCUGUAUAGUAGUGAUAUUGAAUGGUGUGCUUGUCUUAUUCAUAUUUUAUACAAGAACAGUAUUAAAUGUAAAUAGCACAGUCGGUGUUUCUACCUAAUUCUCCGUGGAGAAUAUACAAAAAUGUUCCUUUCCAAACAGUAAAAAACCAGUGAUAGAAAUUUUUUGAUACAGAUUUAUGAAUCGCACUUUUUAAAAUGCCUACUACAUCUGCUACCUCGCGCACUUCCAGUCGACGAUCAUCCAGUGGAUUUUCUUCAACAUUUCUGGAGUCGUCACCUCAUUUGGUCGACCACUGCGAUGCUGGUGUUCGCAAGUCGUACGGCCUUGUUAUAACUCUAAAAUUAGAAGCUGUCUCACUUAUAGCAGAAUCUAUUUCAGCUUUCAUAUUUGUUGGUCUAAGUAUCAUAUAGUAUAGUAUCCAACAGGACUAAUCAAUCUCAAAUGUCAUCCGUGACACGGACAAUUAGCUCGAUGGGAGUAGGAAUUCUCGAUAUUACAACACCAUCUAGUACAAGAAUCGGAAACUACUUUCCUGAUAACCUAUGACCAGUUCUAAUUGCAGUCAUUAAAACAUUCAUAUUUGAACAAGAAAUAAUUAUCAUGGAAGGGACAAUUAUUCACAAAAGACUUAAAUAAAUUGGAAUAGUUUUAAGGACUUUCUUUUGGGUUGACGUUUUUGUUCCGAUUGGUUUUUUUGGACUCCUGGAAACCAGUCUUAUGAACAUAUAUACAUAGUAGACAAAGACUUAUCGGCCAAGAUUUUUUCAAAAUUCUCGUAUAAUUCGCCCGUUUUUCUUUUAGUAAAUCCAUUAUCUCGUACCUGAGAAGUUCCAGUUUUUUUUUCGGAAAAUUAGGCAUUUCCUAAUUUUCCCACUUUUUCCUAAAAGAGAAAAAACUUUCUCUGUGGGGCUGGUGAUGAAUUAUAAGCAAACCAACUGAAAUAUUUGGAGUGAAUUAAUGACUCGAUGAACCAAACAGGUUUUUGGUAAUCGUAAUGGAUUUAGUACUUAUUGUAAAUCAGUACGGUUCAGCAUCGGUUAGAUUUUUUCUUACAGUCGACUAUUUGGUUGAUAAACAAACUCACUAGAUUACAGAAAAUUUUCCUUUUUCUCUAUCAUCAUUAUUUAUACAGUGAAGCUGAAUUAGGAAUUUUCUUUUCUGAAAAAUUUUGGAUUAUCAAACGCACCUUUCGAAUGUUUAUCAUAGUAAAUAUUUUGAUUUGUGUUUGCAAACCAAUUUCAUUAUGCGGAACUUGAUUUAAAGUUAAUUACAUACGAUACAUUUUCAAAUAGUUAAUAAUUUUUCAAUUACUGGGAAUUUUACUGUUGAAUUUAUGAUUGUAGGCUGUAAAUUAAAGUGUAUUAUAAACCAAGUCGUAAUCCUUAAUGUCAAUUAUCGUUUAUCUAGAUUUUUAUUCAUUUCUUAUUUAUGUUGAUUAUUACUUGUUGUGUAUAUAUUAAUGGACUGUAGAAUAUUUAAAAAUAAAUUUGAAUAUUUGA
Molecule: messenger RNA, 3673 nt
Organism: Diorhabda sublineata
Lineage: Eukaryota; Metazoa; Arthropoda; Insecta; Coleoptera; Chrysomelidae
Product: T-box protein H15-like
Exons: 5
Coding region: 109-1674 (521 amino acids)
Biological process (GO): regulation of transcription by RNA polymerase II; heart development; cell fate specification
Cellular component (GO): nucleus
Molecular function (GO): DNA-binding transcription factor activity, RNA polymerase II-specific; RNA polymerase II cis-regulatory region sequence-specific DNA binding
Source: RefSeq, a predicted model, not a curated record